AUGCGAACAUUGGAAUGGGACAACAAGGGAGUGAAAAUCGACGAUCCGCAAUUACACCAUCUUCGCUUUGCUGAAGGUAUCGUCCAUAUAUCACCAAACAUUAGCCAAGCGGAACGAAUGCUUGCCGACUUCGACAAAUUCUGUGAAAAGAAUGGUCUUCGAAUAAAUCUCACAAAACGAUGUUCACGAGGAACACAUUGUUCUCGAGUGCCCCUUUCACGCUUAACGGGCCGAAUAUCUCCGAAUGCUCUAGUUACGUCUCUAGGUCGCGAAAUCAACAUGUUGAACAGCUUAGCUCCGGAGUUGGCGGAGAAAAGGAGCGGCUUGGGGAGCUUUCAAGAGCAUCGAGGAAGUAGUGAGUAG
Angiostrongylus costaricensis is the source of this 363-nucleotide messenger RNA. Lineage: Eukaryota; Metazoa; Nematoda; Chromadorea; Rhabditida; Metastrongylidae. The record is from the annotation of a GenBank genome assembly.